AUGUACGCCACUCGAAUUAUCGCUCUCUUCGCUGUUCUCCCAUACCUCGCUUCCGCCGCACCUCUCUUCGGUCUUCCCAACCUCGGUGACAUCCUCGGACAAGGUAAAGGGAACUCCAUCGACGCUUCGACCGUCGCCAUUGCCGUCCCCAAAGUGACCAGCUUUGUCGGCUCAGCUGUCCCCGCAGCUACCUCCGUACUGGGUGCGGUCGUAGCUCAAGAGACUAAAUUCGUCGGUUCGGCCAUUGGUACAGCCACCAAAUUAGCUGGAGCGGUCGUUGACGACGUCCAAUCUGCCUCCGCACAAGUUACCGGAGCCGCAUCAGUAGCGGGAGCGGUUAUGGGAGGAGUGAAUGUGAACAAUGGUAUUUCCGGUGCGAUUGCUGGUGAUUUGACUGGUCAAGUCUCUGGUAUCGCCUCGGGAACAGUCAAGAACGUGAUUGGAAACGUCAUCGGGGAUGUCGUUAGCGCUGCUGGAUCCAACCCCAUUGGCGGAGUCGUCAGUGGAGUCGUACCUAGUGGUGUAGCAAAUGCAAUCGGUCAGGUUGAUUCUACCGCCAAAGGGAUUGUAGGUGGUGUGGUAUCAGCGAUACCAAAUGUCAUUGGAGGUGUAGUCAACAAAGGUCAAGAUGUAGUUGGUGCAGUAGUGAGCCAAGGUCAAAACGUAGCUGGUGGAGUGAUCAACAAAAGUCAAGAUGUGGUUGGUAACGUAGUUGGUGGAGUUGUUAGCCAAGGUCAAAACACGGUUGGAAACGUCUCCAACGGAGUCACCAGUACAGUCCCCAACGUCCUUAGUGGGGUCAUCUCUCAAAGCCAAAACACUGUUGGAAACGUCGUAGGAGGAGUUAUCUCACAAGGUCAAAACGCCGCUGGAGGUCUGUUAGGUGGCCUUACAAAUACAGCUGGUAACGUCGUUUCCACCGGUCAAUCUACCACUGGAGGUUUGUUGGGUUCGGUCAUUCCUGCUGCUCAGAACAGUCCUGUUGCAAUCGUUCAAACUUUGAACAGCUUCAUUUCAAGUCUCAAACCCGCCUCAGCCGUCGACUCGAUCCAAAACCUCCAAAAAGUUUAUUCCUACCUUACCACGGUUCUUUCCAACCAAGCUGCUCUGGUCAAAAACACCGCUUCGGCCGAUUUCGCUCCAUUUGUCAACUAUGCUGCUCAACUUGUCCGAAAUCUCAACUCUUACGUUAACUCCUUACCAUCCAGUAUCACAUCCGCUUCUGGAUUCUUGACGAUUGCGGGUCAGAUCGACGCUGCUACAGCUCAGAUGUUGAGCGGUAUCAAGACUACUGCUAUUGGUGCUACUCAACUUUCCACUGCGUUGUAUGCGGAUGGCAUGUUCAGUGCUUCUAAUUUGAGCACUUUGUUCCCUAAGACUCUUGCCAUCCUACCUCCUGCUCCCAUCAGCCUUUAA
This is a messenger RNA of Kwoniella botswanensis, 1416 nucleotides long. RefSeq lists its product as uncharacterized. The transcript has 3 exons. The record is from RefSeq and is a predicted model, not a curated record. Bases 1 to 1416 code for a protein of 471 amino acids. NCBI's taxonomy places the organism in Eukaryota, Fungi, Basidiomycota, Tremellomycetes, Tremellales, Cryptococcaceae.